ACUUGGGACAGCCGCGAAGUCUGGUCCAUGUGGGUGUGAGCGCUCGCCUCCAGCAUCACGUCACAGUCCUGUUGUGAAGCGCUUGGAAUAAUGUUAUAAAUCACUGGACAGUGGGGCGGAACUUAUUGAGUAGCAGGGACCUUGCAGACAAACUGGAUACACUUUUCACUCUUGUUGGAGGACCACUAUAGACAAACCGCCGUGCCUUGAGCCUCGUAGACAAGGAUUCUUUCAAAUAUAAUUAAGAAGAGUUGUGGACCAACACAGUGGCUGUGCUUCUUUAAAGGGAUUGUGAUUGAAUCCGCAGGAAAACCACGAUUUCAGAAAAAGAGGAUUUCUUUCCUGAAACCAGUAUGAUUUGUUAUAUAUUGAUUAUAUGUUGUGGACUUGCUGGAAACGUACUGUCUAAAGGCUCUCGCUCGAGCUCCAGACUGAACACUCCAGUGCUGAGCGUGACCAGCAAGCAGAUCGUCAUCCAGGCCAGCCAGACUCUGCAGCUGCAGUGCAAGGGAAAGGCACAGCUUGCCUGGACGUCCCCCGAUAGCGUUCACCCUGAUCAAGGCAGACUGAGCAUCAAAGAGUACAGGUGUGGAUUUCAGGACCAGCUGCACUGCAGCAGCCUCACCCUGAGAGGGGCCUCGGCGCAGGACACAGGAGCCUAUGCCUGCAAAUACUCCACCAAGAAGAGAAAGAGACAGGCAGCUGUGUAUGUUUACAUCAGAGAUGCGCUGAAGCCCUUCUUGGAGCUGCACAGUAGCAUCCCGGAGGUUGUCUACCUGACAGAAGGAAGAAAGCUGAUCAUCCCCUGCAGAGUGACUGCGCCUGACAUCCCUGUCACUCUAAAGAAGUUCCCAGAAGAAAGAUUGAUCCCCGAUGGCAAAAAAAUUAUCUGGAACAGCAAGCAUGGAUUCAUCAUCCCUGAUCCCACGUACCAGUUUAUAGGGCUUCUGUCAUGCGAGGCGACCUCCAAUGGGGUUCUCUACAGCACCAAAUACCUAACACACAGACAAGUGAAUACAAUCUUUGAUGUGUACCUCAAUGCCACUAACCCACUCAAGAUGCUGAGGGGAGAGACGCUAGCAAUUAACUGCACUGUUACAGCGGAGUGGAAUGCCAGAGUCCAGAUCACGUGGGACUAUCCAGGCAAGGGAAACAGUUCUGCUCUCAUCACCAAUAGAAUUGACCAGAGCAGCUCCAACAUCUUCCACAGUAUCCUGGUCAUCAAGCAGCUGAAGGACACUGACAGGGGCGUGUACUCCUGCAACGUGCAGAGCGGUCCUUCCACCAGAGACACAAACACCACCCUUGUUAUUUAUGACAAACCCUUCAUCAGUGUGAAAUACAGACACAGGCCUACAGUGGAGGUGACUGCUGGUCAGGACUCCUUCAAGCUCUCCUUGAAAGUGAAAGCAUUCCCCUCCCCGGAGGUUGUAUGGCUUAAAGAUGGAAUGAUUGCUGCUGAGAAGUGUGCUCGCUACAAGAUUGACGGAUACACCUUAAUCAUCAGAGACGUAUCUGAAGAAGACGCUGGGAGUUACACCCUAAAGCUGGGGAUCCAGCAGCACAAUCUCUACAGGAACCUGACUGUCUCCCUUGUUGUUAAUGUGAAGCCCCAGAUUGGUGAAAAGGCUGUGUCCUAUCAAGACCCUGGCACCUACCUUGUGGGCAGCAAGCAAGCACUGAUCUGCACUUCCCAUGGGUUUCCACCGCCCAGAAUCCAGUGGCUAUGGCACCCGUGCGCUCGGAAUAACACCAAGGGACUGUAAGUGCUCCAACUUUGCUGCUCAUGUUCCUAUUGUUGUGUGGGGUUUGAUCCCAAGACUGCUUUGAUGAUGCUGUGACUUUGCUGUUCAGAAGAAUCCAGUUCAAGAGUAAUAUUUUUGGCGUCUGUUCUUUUGCUGCUGUCCACGGCGCUCUGGCCCGUGCAGUUGCGAAUACGCCCCAACAAAGAAGUUCCUAAAUUGGCAAAUGUGAAUAUUUCUACAACAAGAAUCCGGGUGUAGAAGAAGAAUGCAGAAAAACGAAACUAAACUGGGAGCUGGACUCUUACAAUGUUAGUGUUUUUUUUCUCCGCAAUCUGAAGACAAAUAUGAGAGCUGGGUUUCUUACAUAUUUCAGCGAAUAGCAUUUCUAUUACUUUGGGACGCAUGUGUACGUAUGUGUACGUGUGUGUACGUGUGUAUGUGUGUGUACAUGUGUGUACUUGUGUGUAUGAGCAUAUGUGUGUGUUGCAGUGGCUGGGGAGUUUAUCAGCAUUUCUUGUGGACAGCUAGAAGUUCAUCCCUGUUUCAGAUUUUGUAGAAUGUACUUUUAGCUAUGACACUGGAGAUAUUCAUUGUCGUAACAUUUUAGACAUAUCUAAACAUUAUAGGACUCUGAGUCCUCUCAAAAAGUUGAAACAACGGAUCACAUAUUUCUGGAUAAGUGUUAUCAAAAAUGUAAGUACAUGUACUCCAAAUCAUUGUUAUUAUUAUUAUUUCUGAAAGGAAAUUAAGAAACAGUUUACAAGCCCCUAAAUUAAAUAUGCUAGUUGUUCAAUGUAGUAACAUUUUUCAUUGCACUUUUUCCUUCAAAAAAGAAAACGUGCGACUGAUGAAUCCGGGUAAAGAGCUUCCAGCCCCUAUAUUUAGUGGGAAACAAUUACAUACUCAUGAUGCUGUUACUUAGCAUCCUGCAGUAUACCUUUACAGUAAAUCACGUGCCGAAUGUUUAUUUUCUCAUGGGAAAUAACCCACUGUGUUAAUUUAAAAAAUACAAAACUGUGACUCAUAGCUGACACGGCGCAGCAGGCUUUUAGAAACUUUUAACGAAGCCGGAAAGCAAGUCAUUGAAAUACAGUCUGUACAGCCAGAUACACACACGCACACACACACACACACACACACACACACACACACACACACACACACACACACACACACACGUACAGUACAAUGACGUAAAGACAAAAAAAGUGAUGGAACACUGGUGCAAUUCCAUCCUCUAGACUCAUUACUGGGAAAGCCAUCAAUAAAUAACCUCCUUGAAUGAAUUCUGCUACGACACGGAAACCCAUUGCCUAAGUAUUACCGUAGCACCUGUCAUGUCGCUACUCCCCAGACUUAAAUUAAUAGCCUACAGUAACCCAAACAAAAGACAACGAAUGGGCCAUCAAGCACACUAAAGCCAUGCAGUCUCAUUCACAUUGCCGUCCAACAUGGGACCCAGCAGUCUUAGCAGCACAGCUAGCACUAGCCAGCGUAUCUCAAUUGCUCACGCAAUCUCAAGGCUUCUUUUAGCGUCGUUCUUUGUAGCGCUCGAGCUCUGUAGCCUGACAGCGUGCUGAGGAGCAGGGAGAGAGCUGCUGGAUAGAUUGAGGACAGUCGAAAGCAAUCGCUGAUGAUGAUGGCCUCGUAGCGAGCAGACCAUGGGAGUUUUCUUAUCUCACUCAGGCAGGAGGUGCUGGGAACUUCCUGUGCGAAAUCAGAGCAUGUGCCGUUUUCCUCUUGUUGUUUGACUUCCUCCUCCACAUAAGAAAGUUCCCAGCACUACGAUUGUCUGCUGGUCUUCAAACAUGGCACAAUCUACUUCCUUGAGUGCUUGAUCUAUUCUUGAGACCCCAGCUCUACCCCCUCCUUCGAAUCAAUGAUGCUCACUCACAGGCACAGCGUAUUAUUAUUUGUAUUAUUUCAAGGCUGAACUUUGUGUAACAGCCAUGGCCUUUCAGAUGACCCUGAAAAGCGAGUACUUUGAGUGCUGCACCAGCCACAGCAGGUUAACAGCCAGCCCGGAUUUCUCAAGAGGGGGAAGCCGUCCUGAGGCGAGCCUGAUUCUCUAAUCGUUAUACAAAUUCCACGGUGUUAACCAGGAUGAAGACAAAUUA
This is a messenger RNA of Polyodon spathula (Mississippi paddlefish), 3862 nucleotides long. Its product is annotated as vascular endothelial growth factor receptor 1-like. Gene Ontology annotation, molecular function: vascular endothelial growth factor receptor activity; ATP binding. Bases 354 to 1766 code for a protein of 470 amino acids. Lineage: Eukaryota; Metazoa; Chordata; Actinopteri; Acipenseriformes; Polyodontidae. The record is from RefSeq and is a predicted model, not a curated record. Gene Ontology annotation, cellular component: plasma membrane. The transcript has 10 exons. Gene Ontology annotation, biological process: vascular endothelial growth factor receptor signaling pathway; protein phosphorylation.